Messenger RNA from Musa acuminata AAA Group (dessert banana), 1731 nucleotides. RefSeq names its product type IV inositol polyphosphate 5-phosphatase 9. The record is from RefSeq and is a predicted model, not a curated record. Gene Ontology annotation, molecular function: inositol-polyphosphate 5-phosphatase activity; phosphatidylinositol-4,5-bisphosphate 5-phosphatase activity; phosphatidylinositol-3,4,5-trisphosphate 5-phosphatase activity. Bases 163 to 1467 code for a protein of 434 amino acids. The transcript is spliced from 8 exons. NCBI's taxonomy places the organism in Eukaryota, Viridiplantae, Streptophyta, Magnoliopsida, Zingiberales, Musaceae. Gene Ontology annotation, biological process: phosphatidylinositol dephosphorylation.
CCUCCUCCCUCUGCAACUUGCCAGAGUCUUUUACCUCUUACCAGGACUUUCUUGGGGUCAGUUGGCUUCCUUCUUGCUUAUAUAUUCCCCCUUCCACCCCUUUGUUUCUCUCUCCUCCUGCACUGAAGCAAACCCUCUCUUCUCUCUCCACCGCUAACCAUCAUGCAGCAGAAAGAAAAGCAAGGAGAUGUCAUGUGGCUUAAAUCGGUAGCAAACAAGCUGCUGAGGAAGCCGGUCGGCACCGAUGCGUUGCUCGAGGGUGCGACUUUUGAUGAGUUCAUCAACCCAAAUGAACCCCAGAAAGAUCAGAUAGACACUCGCAAGUACAAACUAUUCGUCAGUACUUGGAAUGUUGGUGGCGUCCUCCCAUCGGAUGAUGUGAACUUGGAGGACUGGUUGGAUGUAAACAACAAGUACUAUGACAUUUAUGUUCUUGGAUUCCAGGAAAUCGUCCCGCUCAAUGUCAAAAAUGUUCUAUGCCCAGAAAGGAGAAGAAUCCUUGCGAGCUGGAACUCACUCAUCGGCAGGACAUUGAACAGGUCCUUAUCUAACCUGAAGGGCCGAAAAGAAGCCAAGGCAGGGGAGAGGCAGAAGGUGCAUCCGGUCAAGGAAGGAAGCUCUGAUGAAGGCUCUUCACCAGAUUUCCGCUGCAUUAUAAGCAAGCGGAUGGUAGGAGUUCAGGUGUCGGUAUGGGUCAGGCAUGACCUCCAGUAUCACAUCCGCCACCCGGGCGUGUCUCGCGUCGGCUGCGGCAUCAUGGGCUGCCUGGGGAACAAGGGUUCAGUUUCUGUCAGAUUUUGGUUGCAUGAAACCAGCUUCUGCUUCGUAUGCUGUCAUCUGGCUUCAGGAGGGAAAGAAGGGGAUGAGCUGAAAAGGAACUCGGACGCCAUGGAGAUACUCUCGAGAACCAGCUUCCCUGGAGGUCCUCCUCUUCAUCUGCCACAAAAGAUUCUAGACCAUGACCGAGUCAUCUUGCUUGGUGAUCUGAACUAUAGAAUCUCUUUGCCUGAGGCCACAACAAGAUCCUUGGUGGAGCAAAAGCGAUGGAGCAUGUUGUUAGAGAAAGAUCAGCUCAAAGCAGAGGUCACCGAUGGCAGGGUGUUCGAAGAUUGGCAGGAAGGUGCCAUCGCAUUCUGCCCCACGUACAAAUACUACCCCAACUCCGACAAAUACUAUGGAUGCAUGCCAGGCCGGAAAGGCGAGAAAAGGCGAGCUCCGGCAUGGUGCGACAGAAUUCUCUGGCACGGCGAAGGAAUGAAGCAAAAGCGCUACGACCGAUGCGAGUCGAGACUGUCGGACCACCGGCCGGUGCGAGCAGUCUUUGCCGUUGACGUCGAUGUGAGGAGGAGUUGGAACUCGCUAGGAAGCUUCUUCUCGUCGGAAAGAUUUCAUCUGCCGACAGAGCAAAGCCAAUUAUUGAUGGACGAUGAGCACACAAGUGAAGGAAGAACAAGCAUCCACAUUUAGAUCUCACUGUUUGCAGCUGUAGCUACUUCACCUGAUGCAACCAUACAGCUUGGUCUUGCCAACUUUGCUCGCUGUGGCGCAUUAUGAGAGACAGCGAGAUUUUGGGAGCAUCUUUAUCUCUUCCUAUAUAUAGAUAUAGAUAUAUAUAUAUAUAUAUAUAUAUCUAUCAUCAUUAAGGUUUUUGGUUGUGUGCACAUCAUAUUGUUUUUAAUUAAGGAGAGUUCUUUUCUCCUUCCAUUUGGGGAGCUGAAAUUUAUGUGCGUU